CGUCAGACCUUUCACAAUCAGCCGGUAACGAUGUUAUUCCUCCAUUCAUCCCGUCCUCAGGCCGUGUUUUGUGUUCCUCGUCCCCGGCCAUGGACGCCGCCGACCCCGACACUUCCUGAGACCGACGCGCCCGCAGAGGAAAUCAAGGGAUAUCCUUCUACUUGAACCUUCGCCGGUCCAUGGAUAAUCGGUCUGCCAUCUCUGAAUUGGUUCUGCUUGGAUUCCCAGGAAUUGGGGAGAAGUUUCACGCCCCGGUCUCCAUUGCUCUGUUCCUGGUUUAUCUCACAUCGCUUUUCUCGAAUGGUGUAGUCAUAGCACUGAUCACUUGCAACCGACAUCUGUACCAACCGAUGUAUGUGGUCAUCUUGAACCUCGCCAUCUCCGACUUGCUGUUUGAUACCAUCACUCUGCCGAAGAUCGUGGCCAAGUACUGGUUUAAUGAUGGGUCAAUCUCAUAUGCUGGAUGCCUCUUCCAAGUAUUUUCUGCCCAUUUCCUUGGGAGCUUUGACUCCUACAUCCUCUUACUGAUGGCCGUUGACCGUUAUGUUGCCAUAUGCAAACCCCUGAGGUACCCAUCAAUAAUCAACAAUCGACGUACCAUCCUCGUCUGUUGCUUCUUCUGGCUCUUCACAAGUAUUAUUGGCGUAACAAUCGCUGUUCUGGACUCUGGGGAACGACUAUGUGUACAGGAAGUCAGAAGCUGCUAUUGCACCAAUUCGGGGGUCUUGUCCUUGGCCUGCAAUGACGUGACCUCCCUGAAGCGUACCAUUUUUAUCAUUGCUAUGCUUGUCCUUCUCUUGCCUCUGUUCAUCAUCCUUUUCUCCUAUGGAGUCCUAAUCCGGGUCAUCAUCACACAGAGCCAGUCCGUGAAUCGAAGGAGAGCCUAUUACACAUGUGCCACCCAGUUGAGUGUUAUUUGUCUAUAUUUUAUCCCACGGAUAUUUGUGUAUGUUGCCAACCAACUCAAGUUGAUCCUCAACGAAGACGUGAACGUCCUUAUUCUCUGCUUUUACACGUUCGUACCGCAUAUGGCUAACCCCAUCAUUUACUGUUUGAGGACUAAGGAGAUUAGAAGGACCUUUAAGAGCCUUAUCCAAAGGUGGAUCCUGAUGAAAAAUCCAAGAAUUCCAGCAGUGAAUGUAAUUACAAGCUCAGAACACCUUUAGGGGGUGACCGGAAACUGUGCUAUGGAGGGGCGCUGGUGGACUGGAGGACUUUAACGUCUUAUAGAACUACUAUGCUAUGGAAUCACCUUCUCGAACCCUUGCCUUUCUGAAUGUUGCCACCAACCAUGUCAAGUUAAUCCUCAAUGAAGACAUGAAUAUCCUUAUUCUGUUCAUGGCACACAUGGCUAACCCCACCAUUUUCUGCAUGAGGACUAAGUAGCUUAGAAGGACCUUUUGGAAACCCAUAAACAGGUGCAUACCGAUGAAGGAUCCAAGGGCCAGAUUCACAUAGAAUUGCCCAGGCGCAGCGUAUCAGAGAUACGCUACACCGCCGUAUC
This is a messenger RNA of Rana temporaria (common frog), 1504 nucleotides long. RefSeq names its product olfactory receptor 2AP1-like. Gene Ontology annotation, biological process: G protein-coupled receptor signaling pathway. The record is from RefSeq and is a predicted model, not a curated record. The transcript has 2 exons. Lineage: Eukaryota; Metazoa; Chordata; Amphibia; Anura; Ranidae. Bases 180 to 1166 code for a protein of 328 amino acids. Gene Ontology annotation, cellular component: membrane. Gene Ontology annotation, molecular function: olfactory receptor activity; G protein-coupled receptor activity.